AUGUGGCAAGAUAGCCGUGUCUUAGGUAGAGUGCCAGUCACAUGGGAGCUGUUCAAGACAACAUUUCUGGAGAGAUUCUUCCCCAGAGAGAUGAGGGAGGCCAAGCUUGAGGAGUUCAUCAACCUUAAACAAGGCUCUAUGACGGUCAGGGAGUAUUCCCUGAAGUUUGUUAAGCUAUCAAGGUAUGUUACUUUUCCUAAUAUUUAAUAGCAAGAAUGGGGAGAAUACUGAACUUUGUUGAAAUCAUCCAGGUAUGCUACUUCCCUGGUUUCUAACAGCAGGGAUGAGAUGAUCAUGUUCCUCACAGGAAUCAAUGGAGACCUGGAGGAGGAGUGUCGGUCUGCGAUGCUCCAUGAUAAUAUGGACCUUUCCAGGUUAAUGGUGCAUGUCCAGCAGGUAGAGGACAGCCGCAAGAGGAGAGGCGUUCGUGAUGUUAGGAGGCCUAGGCCUCAAGAUCAGGCAGAUCCCAGCCAUGGAGGCCACAGAAACAAUUUUGGCGUCCGUGAGCAGCCCAAGUUCAAGAAGGGGCAACAGAGUUCUUGUAAUUCUAACCCUCAGAGGAGUACAACACGUAGAGGAGGCAGACCUGAACCCAAGAGGGGCAAUGGAGGUGAGUUGCAGCGUCCUAAGAAGAACUGUGCUAAAUGUGGCGAAGCUCAUAGUGGAGAGUGCAAACAGGGCACUAAUGCCUGCUUCGGUUGUGGUGAGAUUGGACACAUGGUCAGAAACUGUCUACAUAACAGAGGUCAGGUUGGAGGUAAUGCUCAGUCUAGGCCUAACCCACAGAGUGCAGCAGCGCCGAGCCUCCCAAGAGGAACAGAUUCUAUGCCCUGAAGGGCAGGAAGGAGCAGGAGAAAUCCGCUGAUGUGGUCACAGGUACAGGCACAGGUGGACGUUAGAUCUUACAGUACGACGUUGCAACUAUCCGGGCGUGGAGGUUUCAUCCGGACUUGGUAGACCCUCAUGCUUUCGAGGCUGUCUACUGUUAUUAUCUAGCUUAGAUGUAGGCUUUAGCUAGUGGAGCAUGUUCCACUAGUGUUUCAUUUCCCAUUUCAUGUCA
This is a messenger RNA of Solanum pennellii, 1060 nucleotides long. RefSeq lists its product as uncharacterized. The record is from RefSeq and is a predicted model, not a curated record. Gene Ontology annotation, molecular function: nucleic acid binding; zinc ion binding. The transcript has 2 exons. Bases 289 to 834 code for a protein of 181 amino acids. NCBI's taxonomy places the organism in Eukaryota, Viridiplantae, Streptophyta, Magnoliopsida, Solanales, Solanaceae.